Messenger RNA from Merops nubicus (carmine bee-eater), 1201 nucleotides. RefSeq names its product coactivator-associated arginine methyltransferase 1 (gene CARM1). The annotation marks the transcript as partial. The transcript has 12 exons. The record is from RefSeq and is a predicted model, not a curated record. Gene Ontology annotation, molecular function: protein-arginine N-methyltransferase activity. Lineage: Eukaryota; Metazoa; Chordata; Aves; Coraciiformes; Meropidae. Gene Ontology annotation, biological process: peptidyl-arginine methylation.
CUGAUGGAGUCUGUGUGUUUAAAUGCUUGGUUAACAGAGACACUGAAUACUGUCGUGUGGGAAAACAGUCUGUGUUAAUUACCCUGGGAUACAACAGUGCCUUGCUCCAGUUCAAGUCAGAACAUGAAUACAACACAUUUUCAAAUUCACUGAAGAGGUGCCAUAGCCAAAAGGAGAAAUCUGUGUUUAGUGAGCAAACAGAUGAAGCAUCUGCUGUUGAGUAUUUUCAAUUUUAUGGCUGGCUGUCUCAACAACAGAAUAUGAUGCAGGAUUUUGUGAGGACAGACACUUAUCACAGAGCUAUCCUACAGAACCGCAUAGAUUUUACAGACAAGGUAGUCCUAGAUGCUGGCUGUGGAUCAGGAAUCCUUUUAUUUUUUGCAGUGCAGGCUGGAGCUAGAAGAGUCUAUGCAGUUGAAGCCAGCUCAAUGGCAAAAUAUGCAGAGCUGUUGGUGAGAAGCAACAACCUUUCUGACAAGAUCACAGUUCUGUCUGGAAAAAUUGAGGAGAUCUCCUUGCCUGAGAGUGUUGAUGUGGUAGUUUCUGAACCGAUGGGUUAUAUGCUGUUCAAUGAAAGGAUGUUGGAAAGUUACCUCCAUUCCAAAAAAUGGUUGAAGUCAAAUGGAAUUAUGUUCCCAACACACAGUGACGUUCACUUGGCUCCUUUUUCUGAUGAGCAGCUGUACAUGGAACACUACUCCAGAGCCAAUUUUUGGUACCAGGAAUGCUUUUAUGGGGUGAACCUGUCCAGUCUGCACAGUGCAGCUGUGGAUGAGUAUUUCCAACAACCCAUUGUGGAUGCUUUUGAUGUGAGAAUUCUGAUGGCCCGGUCAGUGAAGUACACCAUUAACUUCAUGGAAGCUGCUGAAGAAGAUUUACAUAGAGUGGAAAUCCCUUUUGUUUUUGAAAUUAAGCAAUCUGGACUAAUCCAUGGCCUGGCCUUCUGGUUUGAUGUGGCAUUUGUAGGAUCACUGGUAACUGUUUGGUUGUCCACUGCACCGUCAGAACCUCUCACUCACUGGUAUCAAGUACGCUGCCUUCUCCAGACGCCCCUCUUUGCUAAAGAGGGGGAAACUCUCUCAGGGAAAGCCUUAUUUGUUGCCAAUGAGUGACAAAGUUAUGAUAUUGAGAUUGUGGCUAUGGUGGACCAGACAGGAUUCAAAUCUGGUAACAUUCUUGAUUUAAAGAACCCAUUUUUUAG